Balearica regulorum gibbericeps (East African grey crowned-crane) is the source of this 742-nucleotide messenger RNA. RefSeq names its product potassium calcium-activated channel subfamily M regulatory beta subunit 1 (gene KCNMB1). Gene Ontology annotation, cellular component: membrane; voltage-gated potassium channel complex. The record is from RefSeq and is a predicted model, not a curated record. NCBI's taxonomy places the organism in Eukaryota, Metazoa, Chordata, Aves, Gruiformes, Gruidae. Gene Ontology annotation, biological process: potassium ion transport; detection of calcium ion. Gene Ontology annotation, molecular function: potassium channel regulator activity; calcium-activated potassium channel activity.
GUCAUUUAACAGAAGUUUUUUCCAUCAGAAAAAGAAGCAUUUCAUCAAAAACAAAAGAGAUUGUUCAGAUUUCACAACUCUAAAUGAUGUUGGGAAAAAAGUUGGUGACUGCACAGAAGCGAGGGGAGACAAGAGCCCUGUGCCUGGGACUGGGAAUGGUCGCAUGUUCCAUGAUGAUGUACUUUUUUAUUGGGAUCACCAUUGUGCCAUUCUACACUCGAAGUGUUUGGACAGCAGAAACUGUGUGCAAGGUACUCAAAGCCAACAUCAAGGACAAAGUUCUCAGCCCAAACAGCGAAGGCUCAGAGGAUGAGGAUAUCUUUCCUUACCCAUGUCUACAGGUGUGGGUUAAUCUGACAGCCUCAGGACAAGAGGUUAUGCUGUAUCAAACUGAAGAUACACUGGAAAGAAAUUCUAAGUGCUCGUACGUCCCAGGCAAGUCGGAGAACUCUAAAGAAGUUAAAGCACGAAUAGAAACAAUUGCAAGCAAUUUCAAAAAAUACCAGACUUUCCCGUGCUACUAUGACCCAGGAGGAACACAGACCAAUGUCAUUUUAAGCAGACUUUAUCCCCCAAAAGGCCUCCUCUUUGCUUUCCUUUGGCCUACACUCAUGUUUACUGGUGGAUGUCUGAUUAUUGUUCUGGUAAAAAUUAGUCAGUAUGUUUCCGUUCUUUCUGCUUGGCAGUAAAAAAUAAAUAGUACAGACUGUUGCAACAUAUUCAAGUGCCUUUGUUCUGCCUG